This is a messenger RNA of Fusarium redolens, 816 nucleotides long. RefSeq lists its product as uncharacterized. Bases 1 to 816 code for a protein of 271 amino acids. Gene Ontology annotation, molecular function: oxidoreductase activity. The transcript has 3 exons. Gene Ontology annotation, cellular component: cytosol. The record is from RefSeq and is a predicted model, not a curated record. Lineage: Eukaryota; Fungi; Ascomycota; Sordariomycetes; Hypocreales; Nectriaceae.
AUGGCAUCCGCAGUCUCAAAGCGCCUUGAAGGCAAGACCAUUCUCAUCACCGGAGCAUCUUCCGGCAUCGGAAAGGCCACAGCCUUUGAGUUCGCCCGCACCAGCCCCAAGAACCUCAAAUUGGUCUUGACGGCGCGGCGAAUCGACAGUCUUCGUCAAAUCGCUGAAGACAUUGUCAAGGAAGUUGGCGAUGGCGUCAAAGUGCAUCCCGUCCAGCUCGAUGUCAGCAAGCCUGAGGAGGUGCGCUCUUUCGUGAGUAAGCUUCCUGCAGAGUUCAGUGAGAUCGAUGUCUUGGUGAAUAAUGCCGGUCUUGUCAAGGGCGUGGAUAAAGCUCCUGAGAUCAAGGAAGAAGACAUCAACGUCAUGUUCGCUACCAACGUCACAGGCUUGAUCAACAUGACACAAGCUAUCCUCCCCAUGAUGCUGAAGCGCAAUAAUGGCGAGGGAGCUGGUGACAUCAUCAACAUUGGCUCUAUCGCAGGUCGUGAGCCUUAUGUCGGCGGCAGCAUUUACUGUGCAACCAAGGCUGCUAUCCACUCGUUCACCGAGAGUCUACGCAAGGAACUCAUUUCAAAGCGCAUUCGUGUCAUCCGAAUAGACCCUGGUCAAGUCGAGACUGAGUUCUCAGUUGUGAGAUUCUACGGCGACAAGUCAAAGGCUGACGCUGUAUAUGCUGGCUGCGAGCCCUUGACACCGGAUGAUAUUGCUGAGGCGAUUGUCUUCGCCGCUGGCAGAAGAGAAAACGUGGUCAUUGCGGAUACCUUGAUAUUCCCUAACCACCAGGCUGCGGCUACCAUCAUGCACAGGAAGACUUAG